This is a messenger RNA of Thrips palmi, 2766 nucleotides long. RefSeq names its product CDK5 and ABL1 enzyme substrate 2. The transcript has 12 exons. The record is from RefSeq and is a predicted model, not a curated record. NCBI's taxonomy places the organism in Eukaryota, Metazoa, Arthropoda, Insecta, Thysanoptera, Thripidae. Gene Ontology annotation, biological process: regulation of cell cycle. The coding region runs from base 376 to 2070 and encodes 564 amino acids.
CCAGUAAAAUCUCCCUCAUUACUUUUUGAGACUAUUUACUAACUUAGGUGCAAUCAUUCAAGACGUUUCUCUUCGAAUUAUUGAUCGGAGUUCACUGCAUACGAAAUUAAAUUACUCUUUCGAGAUGAGGGAUGGACUGGAACAAAAAGAAAAGGAUUUUGCGAUGGACAAGUUUGUCAUUCUGUUUUAAGCAAGCAGCCGACGUUAUCUAGUCCACCCGCACCAGAAUCAAACUUUAAAUACGCUCCAUGAAGAUUGUCAUGGCCGUGCUAAACAUGCAAAGUUCAAAGAAGCCAAGCACUGCGACCACAGAGUAAACAGUUGUUUUGGUUAUGGUUGUUCCCUUCACUCUGUGGCAACUGAGUUUCUGAAGCUAUGGCCGUUGCAAUGAAGAGGAAUAGGUCCAGGCGAAGGAUAGCAGCUCUCAGCUUUCUGUCUAAUAUAUCUCUUGAUGGCACUCAUAGAGACACAAACCUUAGUUUUCUAUCAAGGAAUGAAGGGACUAGUGGUACUAGCUCAAAACCACUUGUACUGACGGAAAAUAUCCAAAAUAUUUCCAAGGAUGAAGUUUGUAGGGAUGAUGUGUUUCCUAAGGAUAGUAAAUUGCUUGUGGUCAGUCGUUCACCUAUUUUGGCAAGGAGCCCGACCCGUCUCAACAGUUACACCGCUGAUAUGAACUUCACUCCUUCUAAACAAUCUGAUCAUGAUGUAUUUUCUAAAGCUACAUCCACUCCGUUUCGGGAAAGGACAAAUACAGCUGGAAGUGAUACUGGAUUUGAAAGGCGCAUGGGCUCCAUAAGCCAAAGAAAGCGUCUGAUGUAUCAUCAAGGAUCCCUAUCAGAUGAUAAGCAUCUUCAUAAUUACAGUAGCAGUGAAAGUAUAGGCCCUAGUAUGGCUAGCUCUUUUCGAUCAAAAACACAAGCCAUCCAAGAUGCAUUUCAUUCAUCUCAAGUGCGCGAAGUGCGCAUGGUUCGACCAAGAAGGGGCCAGCAUUUUCGUGAUGAGAGACUCGUCCUUGUAUCUGCCCAUAAAGUCCCAUUUCUUGUAUUUUCAUCAAUCCCAUACAACAAGGGAGGAAGGCAGUCUAGGAAUGAUCUUAGGCGAGAUGGUCAAAGGAGGCGAAACACUUCUGGGCCUCGUCCCCUCUCAUCCAUUAAUGACGGUCUUGAUCCUUUUGAUUUAUUGGGCUUGGAGAGAGGGCAGGACGGACAAGAAAUAUCAUAUGGACAGCUUCUAGUCCCAUCAAGGAUCUUUUCUCGUGAACGAAAGGUGCACUUGUCAGAGUAUGAAGCUAUUGAACCUUAUCAGGCCACUGUAAGACAUCAUGCAUUUGCAAGGACUAAGGAGUUUUUAGGUCUAAAAGAUGGAAAAUGGUGCUUCUCAUAUGACGGCUCUUCUCAUCGCCCCACUGUUCACAGUGUCCCAGGAUCACCCCCUGUUUCUUACAGUGAAAUAAAAGGCAAUGUAGAUUGGGAAGAGCAAGCCGCUGCUGGUCAUAUGCCUCACUCCUCUCAUCCUGUGAAUCCUUCAAGUCUGCACUAUUCAGCUAACUUACUUGAUGAUCCAGAGCUAAUAGCAGGGAAACAUCGUACACUUUUAACCUUCGCUUCAUACAUGACAUCAGUCAUUGAUUACGUGCGCCCAUCUGAUCUUAAAAAGGAACUGAAUGACAAAUUUAGGGAGAAGUUUCCUCAUAUUCAACUUACUUUGAGUAAACUACGCAGUAUUAAGCGAGAGAUGAGGAAGAUUGCGAAGACAGAAUGUGGAAUGGAUUUACUAACAGUGGCUCAAGCAUAUGUUUAUUUUGAAAAGCUAAUUUUAGCUAACCUCAUCAACAAAGAAAAUCGGAAGCUUUGUGCAGGAGCCUGUUUGCUUUUGUCUGCGAAACUAAAUGAUGUGAAAGGAGAUGUGUUGAAAUUGCUGAUUGAGAAAACAGAGAGUGUCUUUCGUCUGAACCGCAAAGAACUGUUGUUGUCUGAAUUUGCAGUGCUUGUUGCACUGGAAUUUGGUCUUCAUAUACCUACAUGGGAAGUGUUUCCCCAUUACCAGCGUCUCAUGUACGAGUCCUAAAUUUUGAUAUGAGUGUAGUCUGUAAUGCCUUUUCGUACUCUUGUGUUAAAGCUUUUCAUAUUUUAACUGAAAGGUACUUAUGUGCUGCUGGAUUGUGCAUUUGUCUCUUUAUCUGAGACUUAAAAAAUUCUAGUCAGAGGUACUGUCUUUGACAUGUUUUGUUUAGUUGUAAUUGUUCUUUUUUGGGAUAUUACAUUUAUAUUUAUAAGCUAUACCAGUAGGCAUUUUUCAGUCAUUCUUUCCAAAACUUGCUGUAUUUUUUACUUGUAUUUUCCUGUUAUAAUUCAGUGGUAAGAUGGUAGAAGCUGUAUCAAUUAAUGUUAAUUCAAUUCAGUGUUUUAUUGUUUAUUAGUUUCAAACAAUUUUGUCUUCCUUUUCAUGUUUAUCAAAAGUGAAACUUAAAAUCAUUUUCUAUUUGAACUAUAGUUAAGUUUGCACUAAUACUUUUCAUGUGUUUAUGUGAUGGAAUUAUAUUCCAUUUGUGUGUGUACUUACAUCUCUCACCCAUAUCAACCAAAGACUGAGUAUUUUGUGUUUCUGUGAACUUCAUUUUUAUUUUGUCAGAUCAAAUUCAUCUUUUAAAAGAUUUUGACGCUACUUCAUGGUAUUAAUUAUCCAAUUGUUUGCUUCUAAAGAUAGUAAAAUUUAUGAGAGUAGCCGUGAUGAGUACAAAUAAAUCAAGUUUCUGUUGCCACA